This is a messenger RNA of Dromaius novaehollandiae (emu), 4303 nucleotides long. RefSeq names its product protein tyrosine phosphatase non-receptor type 5 (gene PTPN5). Gene Ontology annotation, cellular component: cytosol; cell junction; plasma membrane. The transcript is spliced from 17 exons. Gene Ontology annotation, biological process: signal transduction; peptidyl-tyrosine dephosphorylation. Gene Ontology annotation, molecular function: protein kinase binding; protein tyrosine phosphatase activity. The record is from RefSeq and is a predicted model, not a curated record. NCBI's taxonomy places the organism in Eukaryota, Metazoa, Chordata, Aves, Casuariiformes, Dromaiidae. The coding region runs from base 726 to 2303 and encodes 525 amino acids.
AGGGGGGGACGGGGGACGGGACUCGCGGCUGCUCCGUCUCGCGAAAGCGGCUGAGCCGUCCGCGCCUCGGAGGGUGCCGGCGUUUGCUGGAUGAAGAUGACGAAGCCGGAGACUUUGUGGGAGGCCGCUUUCGAAUAAGUGUAGCCGGCAGUGAACCUGGUAGCUGCCGGCUGCGGUUAAAACAUUAUCAGCAGCAGCAGCAGCAACAGCUUCGCGAGGCUCUCCCGGCAUAGCGCUGCCUCCCGCGCCGAGGUGGCGGCCGGCCCGCGGUGCGCUUGGCUCUCUGCUAGAUGGCGGUGCUGAGAGCAGGAUCGCUGCUGGUGCGGGUUCUCUUCGGGUUUGCUUGUUAUCCUGUGCAGACUGUAGCAAAGCGUAACUGAUGUGAACCCUAAGCUCCUCCCGUAAUAGGGCAUGGGCUCUCAGUAUCAUGUUUCAUUAAAAGUGCUGAGGAGCACCCAGAACUCUGAAGACAGCAGUUUUGUGCAAGAUAAGAAUGUUCCUUAAAGAAGCUGAUGGAGGAUAGAGCUCCAGAGUACCUGGCAGACACUGACAGCAUAAGAUGACACCAUAGUCUAGUCUGAAAUUGAUUCUAGAACAUACAUGAUGUAAACUAUAAUCCCAGAGGACCAUCUAUCCUGGAGCAGACAUUGAAACUGAGCUACUAUGUGACUAAAAGGACUGAGUGCGUGUCAGAUGGUAAGUAAGGUCUUUUCAGUCCAGCUGUGAUGGAGUCAAUAGAUGAAGCCGAAGGACAGCAAGGACAGCUGAGCAGGAAAGAGCAGUCUGCAAAAACCUCCCGGAAAACAGCACUGCUUGGUUGGGCUACCUGGCGGAAUGGAUUGAUGCCUGGAGACAGCAUGUAUCUGUUUGUCCUCUCGCAGAUGUUGCUUCUCUGCGUGAUGCUGUGCUACAGCACUUACGGGACCAUCCCAGCAGCUCAGAAUGCCUUUGACCUGCUGUCUUAUAUGCUUGCACCAUUUGGACAAUUUUUGUCAGAUCAAGGGGAGGACCUGACCAGAGUCGGGAGCAUCGUGAUAUCAUAUAUCCUGCUGUCAUUAGCUUCUCUAGGACUGUUUCUUGUAGGAUCUCUGUUUUGGCAUCUGGUCAGAGCCCGUCCAGACCCCCCCUUUCCGCUACAAGAGGACAGACGCCAAUCUGUGAGCCGUCAGCCUUCGUUCACGUACUCAGAGUGGACAGAGGAUAAAAAUGAGGAUGACUUCCUAGAUUUGGAUCCUGUACCGGAGACCCCGGUCUUUGACUGCGUAAUGGACAUUAAAGCGGAGACAGAUCCAGCUACGCUAACAGUUAAAUCCGUGGGCUUGCAAGAAAGAAGAGGUUCAAACGUUUCACUCACAUUGGAUAUGUGUACACCAGGCUGUUCUGAACAAGGUUUUGGCUAUGUCAUGUCACCACGGGAACAGUCAGCUCAAGAAUACCUCCAGACAGCAUCAAACAUCCUUACUGAAGAGGAGCUGCACAAGAAAGCUUUGGAUCCCUUCAUACUCCAGGCAGAGUUUUUUGAAAUUCCAAUGAACUUCGUUGAUCCAAAGGAAUAUGAUAUUCCAGGCUUAGUGCGGAAGAAUCGCUACAAAACAAUUCUCCCAAAUCCUCACAGCAGAGUGUGCCUUACCUCAGCUGAUCAGGACGACCCCCUUAGCUCUUACAUCAAUGCUAACUACAUCAGGGGCUAUGGAGGAGAGGAAAAGGUAUAUAUUGCUACUCAGGGACCGAUAGUUAAUACUGUAAGUGAUUUCUGGAGAAUGGUGUGGCAGGAGCGUUGUCCCAUCAUUGUCAUGAUUACCAAUAUAGAAGAGAUGAAUGAGAAAUGCACAGAAUAUUGGCCAGAGGAACAGGUCACCUACGAAGGAAUUGAAAUCACAGUUAACCAAGUCAUACAAGCAGAUGAUUACCGUUUAAGGCUCAUCACCCUAAAGAAAGGUGAGGAAGUCAGAAACCUGAAACAUUACUGGUACACAUCUUGGCCAGACCAGAAAACACCAGAUCAAGCUCCCCCUCUGCUGCAGUUAGUACUGGAAGUGGAAGAGGCCAUUCAGAACGCGGAAGAGAAGAAUGCCCCAGUGAUUGUUCACUGCAGUGCAGGCAUCGGAAGGACUGGCUGCUUUAUUGCCACUAGUGUUUGUUGUAAACAGCUGAAGAGCGAGGGCAUAGUUGACAUAUUGCGAACAGCCUGCCAGUUACGGUUAGACAGGGGAGGAAUGAUCCAGACUUGUGAACAGUAUCAAUUUGUCCAUCAUGUCAUGAGCUUGUAUGGAAAACAGCUUUCUAGAGCAGCAGAAGAAUAAGUGUUCAUGAUAUUCCUAAAGGCUAAAAGCAAGAGAACUUUUGACUGCAUUCAUAUAUAUUUCAGAUCUGAUAAGAGACACAUGGUAACCUGGUUGUCUUAGCUGGAGAGAGAGAGAUAUAUUAUUUUACUUUGAUAUUGCUUUUAUGCUCUUGUUUGCAUUGACAUUUAAGAGCUGAGGUACGCCUUGUCUUAAACAUAUGUGACAGGACAUAAUCUUCACCAAAAAAGGCUUAUUUAUACUGUAAAUAAGAAUAGUAGCUUCAUUUGUUACGAAAUCAAAAAAAAAAAAAAAACCCACUGUCUUCAGUUUGCUAUUUUUAAAAGAUAAUUGCUAAUAUAUCCAAAUACAGUGUGAAACUUUUUGAAUUGUCAUGCUGAAAUAUGUACCGUAUGUUGACUAAGCUUGAAAGUAACUUUUUGCCUCUCUCUGAUUGUUUUUACAUAUAAAAUUACCGAAUACUGUGUAUAUCGUAAACCUUCUGAGCCUCUGCGUUGAAAGAUUUGAGUAGAUACACGUUGAAGUGGUAUUUCACACCUCAUGUUUGCUUGUUUUGGGUUUUGUUUGUUUGUUUGUUUUUAAAAAAGCCACCAUCAGUGUUACCAGAACUAAGCGGAAAGAAUUAUUUCAUUGACAGGGGUCAAAUUGUCACCUGCAAUUCCUACCAGCAGUGUACCCCAGAAUCAUAAAAUCUUGGGUGAAUCUGAGGUGAAUAGGAGAAGUUAAUCUGAACAUAAGCUCUUCGCACUUUACCUUUUCUUUGUUGGUAUUUUGCAGUCUCAGCCUGCAUCCAGUUUCUCUUUUUAUAGAGUCAGACCACAGUUCCAAUACAAUUCCUCCUGAAAUUUGAGGUUUGGAAUCAGGCGAGGGAUUUUGUGACUUGAGUUCAUCUUUAUUGAAAAUAUAGUGAUAAGAUCAUUUGUGUUCUGUGAAUUUAAACUUGUUUCAAAGCUUUGAGGGUGACUGCAUGCCCAGUGCACAUUAAAAUUAAUGAGACUAGAAAUGUGAAUCCUGUAGGCAGCUUUAAAAAAAAUCUCAGCCUGAGUGUGUUGACUGCUUUUUAGUAAAUUUGCCCUCAAACCAGAUGUAGACAAUCAUUAGCCCCUUCUAAUCAUUUUCUGGGCAGCAAUAUUUCCUUUUAGAUAAUACAGACUGCUGUUCCUGCUUUUCUUUUUAGACCUCAGUCUGGUUGAAGACUGAAAUUUGUAUUUAAUGCUUAGAGGUAAGCACAUGUUUUAAUUCUUUAUUGAGCAAAGAAAGGGAGGUACACAGGACCCUUGACAGGAAAAGAUGAGCCGUAAUGAUCUACUAAAAAUAAUUUUGCUUCUCUCUUUUUGUAAUAAUAGCCCAAACCCACCACUUUUAUUAGUGCAGGAGACUGAGAAUUUGUUGCACUUGCUAAUCAGGAGAGGGUAAAACAGCAUUCAGAACAAUAAGGGCUGAUCCUGCUUCCACUGAGGUUUUGCCAUUGACGUCAGCAGGUGCAGGGUAGGGCCUGAAGUGUUAUGCCUCCAACUUACUUCGUCACUGUGGGGAAAGUUUCCCAACAUUUCAGUACAUAUCCUUUGUGUUUAUUCUGUAUCCAUGAACCUGUAAAAAUCCUGUCGGCAGGAUUUGCAUGAAUGUGUGGCAAAAUGUGUUAUCUUUAAACCACUUGAUUUUAUUGCUGUAUUUAAAAUAUUUCCUUCAGUGAGAAGCUAGCAGGAAGAACUGGCAUUCUUUUUAAAAAUACUGGCGGUAGUCAUUAAAUAGAGCAAUAAACUUAAGCUUUUGAGCAUAACAUGACUGUUAGUUUUAUGUAAACUUUGCUAGCUGUCUUGUCCCCAUUGCUACAGAUUCUUCCAAAGAGGUAAUGCUAUUCUUUAGAAAUAGCAAAAACACCACUGAUGUUCUGAAUAACACUGUAAGUGGAACUCCCUAUAAAUAAUAUUUUCAGCUGUUCAGUGCCCUUCAGUGUCAAACCUGAGUCAGUGAAUAAAAUGACUUGUUCUGUCUGAUGA